Molecule: messenger RNA, 772 nt
Organism: Drosophila teissieri
Lineage: Eukaryota; Metazoa; Arthropoda; Insecta; Diptera; Drosophilidae
Gene: Svip
Product: small VCP/p97-interacting protein
Exons: 3
Coding region: 142-390 (82 amino acids)
Biological process (GO): negative regulation of VCP-NPL4-UFD1 AAA ATPase complex assembly; positive regulation of autophagy; negative regulation of retrograde protein transport, ER to cytosol
Cellular component (GO): endoplasmic reticulum membrane
Source: RefSeq, a predicted model, not a curated record
UGACAGCAAAACAAAGAGUAAAGGGAGUGCAAUAACCAAGCAAAAUUCCAAAAGGAAGCCCUAUCAUUCGGAAAAGCUAAGAAAAACUAUAAACACAGCUCCAUUACCGCUUAAAAAUAAAAUCCAAUUCCGUUUAACAUCAUGGGAGCCUGUCUAUCCUGCUGUGGCCAAAGUGCCGAGGAAACCAACCUGAUGCCUUCGCCUGAGGAGCGCCGACAGCAGCAGUUGGAUGCGGCGGAAAAGCGUCGCCAGGAGAAUGAACAUCGGGGCAUUAAGAAUCCGGAGAGCGUACGCCGGCAGCAACAAAGAGCGGAGGAUCUGCAGCGCAGGGAGGAGGAGGCCGCCCGUCAGGGCCAAGGACAGUCCAAUCUAAGGUGGCAAACCAGCUAAAAGGCAGUGAAUCACCAUCCUGGUAUGGCUUAUAAAGCACUACCACAUUUUUCCCUACAUGUUUACUGCGUUUUGUGCAGAGUUUUCCUACUGCUCCGUAUUUGUAUUGUUCAAUAUACACCUGUUGUCCCGAUCUACAUAUUUCACGAAUCUUCAGAAACGUUUUACCACCAUCUGAACUUUUAGCUGGCGACCAAAAUCUACAACCAAAAAUAAAAUGCAAACCAAAUUGUUAUCAGUGAUCGUAAAGUAAAUGAAAAGUUGAAUACUUCAAAGAAGGAUUGGAUCGACAAGGUCGAAAAUAUUAUCUUUAUUGCCUAUUGGUUUACUUUGUCAUUCCUGUUUUAAUAAAUUAACUAUUGUGUUGUAUAUGGCAUUUAAA